Messenger RNA from Prorocentrum cordatum, 405 nucleotides. The record is from the annotation of a GenBank genome assembly. Lineage: Eukaryota; Dinophyceae; Prorocentrales; Prorocentraceae.
AUGCUGCGGGUUGACCUGUCGAGCCCCCGCCCUGCCACGGCGAGCAGCGCAUGGCCCCCCCCGCUCUCGGUUCUCGAGCCGGCGCCGCGGCCGCUGCUUUUUUGUCUCUUCCGCUGCGAGCCUGGGGCCGCCGCCUCCCUGCCGCGGGUCGCCUCCGCCCGCCCACCGCCGCGGGCGGAGCCCGUGGGCGAGCAGCUUCGCAGCUCGCAGCUGUGCGCUGGCUGCGUGCCGUGCCGACGCGGCGGCGGCGACCCUUGGCGCGGUGGCGCUCGAGGCGGAGCGCGGCGCGGCGGCCCAGGGCCGGCCGGCAGGCAGAGCUCCGGCGACGCAGCAGCCGCCGACCGCCCAGAGGUCGAAGGCUCCACGCGGUGUCCGAAGACCCAAGUCGAGGUCGCUAGGCGCUAG